Messenger RNA from Crotalus tigris (Tiger rattlesnake), 3397 nucleotides. Its product is annotated as leucine-rich repeat-containing protein 37A2-like. The record is from RefSeq and is a predicted model, not a curated record. The coding region runs from base 2366 to 3025 and encodes 219 amino acids. The transcript is spliced from 4 exons. NCBI's taxonomy places the organism in Eukaryota, Metazoa, Chordata, Lepidosauria, Squamata, Viperidae.
AUACAUUUUGUAUGAUUAACUCUUCCAGAACUAUCUGUAAUAGAUGCCCAAUGUUUAGAUUUCUUGUUCAGUAGUUCUUGAAAUUUGCAAAAGGAUAUAAAAUGGAAAAAUCCACAGAUCCAGAGGAUUUAUGAAUUGGCAAACACUUUGAAAAUCAGAUGUGUUUUUAUCAGUUUCUAAACAAAAGUUGAAUAUGUGAGAAAAGAUACACCUUUCUGGAAGGAACUAUCCAAAGAAAUAUUAUAACUAAACAAAGAGUAGAAUAUGUCUCAGAAUACUAUUAUUACAUACUUUCAAAGGAGAAAAUAUUAAAUUACAUAAUAAGGACUUAUUUAGUAACUAAAAUAAUUAGUUAACAGUGGAUGUCGGUAGACAAUUUAGCAACUGAGAAACAAAUGCCUUCCUUCCAAAAGCUAUUGAUAAAAUUCAAAUACUAAGUUCACAGGACUUUCUACUUUUAUCAAGUCUGAAUGGUUACAUACACAGCUGUAGGUUUGGCAAAUCUAGAGAUUUAUGGCAACCAUGAAAGAAUUUUGAUUUAUGUUGUAAAUGGAUUUGUUUUAAAAAAUAAUUUAUAUGGCCACCUAAGAGACUGUGAUUCUGAUUCUGAGGUGACAUACAAAUAUUAAUAUUAUAUUAGCUAAAAUACUGGCUCAAGCGCAUUUUUGGAUGAGAUUCACUUUUUCACGCAAAAAUAAAGGUUUUUGUUCCUUUUUUGUCCUCCAAAUUGUUUUGCUCACCAUUGAAUUUCAUGUACCAAUUGAUUACAUCUACUUCUUUCAACUAUUUGUUUUUCUUCUACUAGAUAAAUUAGAUUAGGAUUAUUAACCAAUGGUUGACAGUUCAUUCUACAAAUUUAAGUUAUUGCUGUAAUCACAAUGUCAUAUCGCAUCAAUUAUGUCCACUGUGGGCAAAAUCCUUUGGGACAUGACAUUUUGAUACCAUAAAAAGAAACAAGAGUUAAAAUCAAAUUUUAUCCUAGUUUAUUGCUUGCCCAGUUCUGUUUAUGAUGGCCUGAAAAAAAGCCUGAUGUUAAACAAAAAAUUCAGGGUUGCAACAGACCUACCAUUUCACAUUUCAUGUAUCCACCUUUCAUUACUCUCAAAUACAUAUUUAGAAUUCUAGGCUAGGAAGGGAUUUGGAAAGAUUUACAGGGUUAGGUGGUGGUGAAGGACAAUUAAAAAAGGCAGUGAUGGGGGAGGGGGACAGGCAAGUGGGGAGAGUUGAAGCAGAGUUGACUGAGGCAGAGGAAAAGUGUGAGGACAUCACUUAACAAAGAUGCAGUCUUUGCCUAAUGACCAUAACCAAUCUCCUUGGUGAGAGAAAUUCUGGUUCCUGUUUGGAUCUUUGAGUGAGUCUGACAACAAUACAAUUUGAAUUGCUGUCAGAAGCUACUGGACUUAAUUGGAAUUGACUUAUUGUAAAAUUUGUAACAUCCUUUUCUUCAAUUAGUGUAUUCACAUCCUGUUUCUCCAUUUUCUUUUUCUUUAAUGGAUGUUUUUAUUUUGCACUACAUUACUAUGAUAUGUGACCAAUAAAUGUUAUUUUAAGCUGCUGGUCUAAGGCUUCAAUAAAGUUUUAUCUGUCUAGGCCCCCAAUUUUAAGAUGUGUAGUCUUUGACUCCAGUUGUGGGAUUCAAAUGUGUGAACAACCGGUUCUCUGUGUGGAUGCCACUUUCAGAAGUCCAUUCUGGGCCUGGGCAACAAAAAAAAUUAGCUAUUAGUUCUGCCAAACUGGUACGAGCUGGCAGAAUCCCACUACUGAUCCACUCCAAGAAUUCCCUAGCCUGCAGUUAUACUAUCUCCUCUACAAUCCAUGUUCCCUCCCAAUAACAAUAUAUAUAGCUUUUUAAUAACAAAAUGUAUAUAAAUCUGACGAAUAGUUUCUAUACACGUGAUAAAAGUUCUCCGAUAUAGGCCAUUCUUCUUGAUAAAAGGGAAGUUUAAAUUUUAUCUCCAAAUUUGCUAUUGGUUUCCUUUUCCAGUCCAAAUCUGGCUUCCGUGUGCAGAAAUUAUGCAUUCCAUUCAGACAUUUUGCCAUUUGGAACACUCAAAGCCUCCCAUUUUCCCGCAGGAAACAGUUGAUACGAGAAAAAUCAAUGCCUGUUUUUUAAAAAAGACUUCUGUGGGAUGCCAGGGGAGGCAAUCCGGGUGGAUAAGAAAAAAAAUGAUAAUACCAGGUCGCAAUUGCGCAAAGCCCACAGUAACACCACCAGAACGCUCGGCUUUCGUUUUCAUCACAAUGAGCGGCGUUAACUCAACCCGGAAGCUAAGCCUUUGUUUUCGAUCUGGAAGCGUCUGAAGGAUCUGAGGUCACGUCUCGUUUCCUGUUUGGGGUCGGAGGUCGGCGAUUUCUUCUAUUCUCUAUGGCCGGUGCCCGGGCGCUGGGUGAAAGUGGCAGGGGUGGUGUAGCCGCCAUGGACUAUUCAGUACACGAGGCUUGGAACGAAGCCACCAACAUUUACUUACUGGCGGUGCUGGCCAGCUUGGCCCUGUUGGUGUACGCCCGCAGAAAUAAGAGGAAGAUUAUGAGGAUUUUUACAUUACCUCCAACUGUAGAAAUAUCUGAACCAAAUUUUUAUGACAGCAUGAAAAAAGUCCGUUUUCGGCAGCAAUUAGAGAUGUAUUCUAUUGGUAUUUUGAUCCCCAUGAUGGAAACAAAGAAAGAACAAAGAACAAUCGAUCUAGUGAGGGUGCAAGGAAGAGCAGCAAAGACUGCUCUUAAGGGACUGCAAGGUAAAACAUAUGAAGAACAGUUGCAGAAAUUGGAUAUGUCUAGUCUAAUGAAAAGAAGGACUAAGGGUAACAUGAUACUAGUGUUCCAAUAUCUAAAGGCUGCCACAAAGAAGACAGGGUCAACUAUUCUCAAAAGUACCUUAAGGCAGGAUAAGAAGCAAUGGAUGGAAACUAAUCAGGGAGAGAUCCAACUUAGAAAUAAGGAGAAAUUUCCUAACAGUGAAAAUAAUGAAUCAGUAAAACUGUUAGCUUUCAGGAAAUAUAGGUGUUCCAUCACUGGAGAUUUUUAAAUAAGAGAUUGGACAACCAUUUAUCUGAAAUGGUACAGGGUCUCCUGCUUGAACGGGGUUGGACUAAAAGACCUGAAAGGUCUUUCCAGUCCUGUAAUUCUGUUAAGUGAGAUUUAUAUAAAGCCAAGUCCUAAACAGCUAAUUGGAAGUUUAACUGUGCCUCCAUAUAACUAAGGUCUAGAAAUAUUUUUUUCUGAUUUAAACAGGGCAAUUAAAGGAUAUGACCAGUUCACUUAAUCCAGACAUCUCAAACACAAGGCCUGGGGGCCGGAUGCAGCCGGCGACGUGGUUUCAUGUGGCCCACAUCCUGGAAACAGUGAGGGAAUGGCCCCUGCUGCCUUGGCCCUGGCCCAGGCCGCCCAGGAGUCAAUG